Messenger RNA from Triticum dicoccoides, 1374 nucleotides. RefSeq lists its product as uncharacterized. The record is from RefSeq and is a predicted model, not a curated record. Lineage: Eukaryota; Viridiplantae; Streptophyta; Magnoliopsida; Poales; Poaceae. The transcript has 4 exons. The coding region runs from base 326 to 1216 and encodes 296 amino acids.
GGAGCCCCGCCAUACCACGCGCUGCCCCCUCGCCCGCAGUGCCGUCCCCUCCCCCGCAGCACCGCCUCCCUCCCGCCGCGAACCACCGCUGCAGCGAGGCUAGCCACCACCGGAUCCAGACAAACUACGGCCCCCACGCGACCCACCAUUGCCGGCCCGGAGCCUGCAAGGCCUCGCGCGAGCCGCCUCCUAUCCCCCCAUCGCAUGGGGUCGCCCCGCCUUCUCCUCCGCCCUGGUUCAGAUCGUGUCGUGGCGAACUCUCUCCUUCUCGUUGCGGUCUCCGGCCAGGGCGUCAUCUGUGGUGCACGGGUGUCGUCCCACCCCUAUGCAGCUCGGUCGCUGCCCCCUGUGCAGCUCGGUCGCGGCUCCCGUGCAGCUCGGUUGCGUCUGUCUCUCCUUUUCCCUCACAUGCCGAUUGGGGGAGCGAGGAGCGGCGGCGGAGGAGCGUUCUCAUGGCAAGGGGAGGUGCGGGCGCACGGGGCUCCACCGGCGGCAUCUGCAGUUCACUCCAUGCAAGAUGAGGUGCUCCUCCUCGUGGCCGGACAGUUCAGAAAGAAGGAUUGUGCCUCACAGUAUGCAGGUGUUAUGGUCGUGCAGCUCGGAAAUGCUCGCGAUGCCGUUCAGAGCUUGUGCCCGUGCAGUACGGCGAGCGCCAUCUCUUCCCAUUGGUCGGUGGACCAUGGCCGUGCAGCUCGGAGAUGCUCUCCAUGUGGUUCUGGACUUGUGUGUGUGCAGUCGGGAGAGCGCCAUCUCCAUCUCUUCCCGUGUGGGGUUCUGGAGGUACCUUCUGAAGAAGAACCUUGAUGCCCGGUGGCUGCAAGGGUUCCCUUGCGCCGUGUUUGCGAUCGGCGAUUCAGGCUACCAGGGGUUGCUACAAAGAAGCUCCGUACAAGGCUUUCACAGCUUGGUGCAAAAUCGAUCAGUGAUUGGAUUGGGAGAUGACCAAGACUCUUCAGGAUAUGAAAAAGCUCUAGGUCCUUGGCUGCUGUCUUUCUGGAAAUCACUGAAUCGAACAAAUCCGUCGCUUUUACCAAGAAUUCAGGCUCGUCCGCGGGCACUCAGACAAGCGUCCAAGCACUCCUAUGAGUGUCCGUGCACAUCAGCGCCUCUACCACAAACAUUCAGAAAAAAGAGGAUUCCCCUAGUGUGGAAAAUGGAUAGCUCUAGAAUCUACUCCUCACAAUGGUUAUAUGCUGCUUUCAACUUCUCUGUGUAGUGAGUUGUAUUUUGUGUGUGGAUGAUUGUAACUUGGAGACAGAAGAAAAGAAAGGGAUGCAAUUUUGUUACACUGCAUCGUGGGUUUUUACUCACUUUGUAAUUUCUUUCAUUGUAAAUGCAGUGCGCUCGGUGAACCGAAGAAGUACAUUUUUCAAA